This is a messenger RNA of Pterocles gutturalis (yellow-throated sandgrouse), 588 nucleotides long. Its product is annotated as heme-binding protein 2-like. The coding region runs from base 1 to 588 and encodes 195 amino acids. The transcript has 4 exons. NCBI's taxonomy places the organism in Eukaryota, Metazoa, Chordata, Aves, Pterocliformes, Pteroclidae. The record is from RefSeq and is a predicted model, not a curated record.
AUGGCAGAGCCAAUUCAGCAGCUGACCAGAAACAACAACCCCCAGGAGAGGCAGACCAUCCCCUUUACUCUGAUACAGCGCAAAGAAAAGCUUGGAGACCUCCUUUACGAAAAACGUCAGUAUGGAAAAGCCAAGUGGGCUUGUAUAAAAAUGGAAGAAAAGCAGUAUGAACAGAGCAUAUGCCUUGGAUUCAUGAAGCUGAUGAGGUACAUCUGUGAGCAGAAUUCCUCAGGACUGUACCUGGGGAUAACAAUACCCAUUGUGACAAUAGUCCACACAAACGAAGCUCAGUCGGAGAUGAGACAGUCAGUGACAGUAGCGUACUACCUGCCUGAAGUGCUGCAGGACGAACCACCUCAUCCUUUUGACUCUGACAUAAUCAUUGAAGAAUGGCCUUCUACUAUUGUUUAUAGUAGGAGCUUCAGAGGCAUCACCAAUGAAGACUCUAUAAUGAGAGAAAUAAACCUGUUGGCGGAAAUUCUGGAGAGUCCCGAGUUAUGUUUGCAGGAUACAUUCAUCAUUGCAGGAUACACAAACCCAGCUGCUGCCAACCGACACAAUGAGAUAUGGUUCCUUCAAAGGCCAUAA